CCCCGCGCACGCACCGGCCCACUCACGUCGACUCGCGCUCUUGCAAGCUCACCCGCCGCCCGCCAAGCGAGACGCCCCCUACUGCAGAUAGCUCCCGCGCCCUCGCAGAAGCUGCGAAAAGCGAGAAGAGCUGCGAUUCCUGCCUGACAAGACCUCGUACUGCAUUUCUCAGCUGUCCGCCCCGCGCCCAGCACCGCCCAGCUCCACCCUCGCAGUUCGCCGAUACCUACGCCCCAGAGCCUCUGCCGAACAGGGCUCCCAUACCCGCAUAUCUACAUACAACCCUAAUCAGACGACGCGUCGCUAAUACACAAUGGCUGCUCCCGCGACCCAAUCCUUGAAGUGUGUCGUGACCGGUGACGGUGCCGUUGGCAAAACAUGUCUCCUCAUUUCCUACACAACGAAUGCCUUCCCCGGAGAGUACAUUCCCACUGUCUUCGACAACUACUCGGCAAAUGUAAUGGUUGAUGGCAAGCCUAUCAGCUUGGGACUAUGGGAUACUGCUGGACAGGAAGAUUACGACAGACUACGACCGCUCUCGUAUCCCCAGACCGACGUAUUCCUCAUUUGCUUCUCCAUCGUUAGCCCGCCAUCGUUCGACAACGUAAAGGCGAAGUGGUACCCCGAGAUCGACCACCACGCACCGGGCGUGCCCAUCAUCCUGGUUGGCACGAAGCUCGAUCUGCGAGACGACGAGGGCACCAAGGAGUCCUUGAGGCAGAAGAAGAUGGCGCCAAUCCAAUACGAGCAGGCGGUGAUGGUCGCCAAGGAGAUCAAGGCACAGAAGUACCUAGAGUGCUCUGCUCUGACACAGCGUAACUUGAAGAGCGUUUUCGACGAGGCAAUUCGCGCCGUCCUUAGCCCCCGCCCUCAACAAUCGCAGCAGAAGAAGAAGAGCAAGUGCACCAUCUUAUAAGCGGCGACGCUCGCAGCAGGCACGGCGAUGAUCUGGCACGAUCGUGGACAACCGGGAGCUUGAAUAUAAUGCGUCCAUCGAACCCAGCGUCGACCUGCAGAAACGAACAUACCCACCCUUCCCAGCACACUCCCACAGCGAGCCCGUCUUGCUGGUGCUGUUUCCUCAUACCCUCUACAUCGGCAUCUGCUUGAUAGCAUCUUGCAUACCUCUCGUGCGGCGGAUCGGACAGGGCAGUCUCUACGCUUACGAGCCGUUUUUUGCUGCAUUACUCUCCUUUGGCGCGGUGGACUGCGGAUCUGAAUUUAGCAUUUACGAUAGACCUUUGUCUUCUGAAUAUCACGCAUUGGUUUCUGAAAGCGUUCGGAUGUCAGGGCAGUGAAGUAUGAUGUUCGUGG
Molecule: messenger RNA, 1314 nt
Organism: Macroventuria anomochaeta
Lineage: Eukaryota; Fungi; Ascomycota; Dothideomycetes; Pleosporales; Didymellaceae
Exons: 6
Coding region: 314-916 (200 amino acids)
Biological process (GO): regulation of cell shape; actin filament organization; small GTPase-mediated signal transduction
Cellular component (GO): cell projection; cytoskeleton; cytoplasmic vesicle
Molecular function (GO): GTP binding; protein kinase binding; GTPase activity
Source: RefSeq, a predicted model, not a curated record